Nematostella vectensis (starlet sea anemone) is the source of this 11136-nucleotide messenger RNA. Its product is annotated as protein unc-80 homolog. The transcript is spliced from 50 exons. Bases 200 to 10657 code for a protein of 3485 amino acids. Gene Ontology annotation, cellular component: axon; cation channel complex. Gene Ontology annotation, molecular function: monoatomic cation channel activity. Lineage: Eukaryota; Metazoa; Cnidaria; Anthozoa; Actiniaria; Edwardsiidae. The record is from RefSeq and is a predicted model, not a curated record. Gene Ontology annotation, biological process: monoatomic cation homeostasis.
AUGCCACACGCUUCGUCUUGUAAACAUGGCUUCCGCUCGAUUCAGCAGCUGACGGAAAAUGUUUUGAAUUUCAAGGAUGGCUAGUACUCCGGUCUAUCUAUCCAUCUGCUGAUCUCCUACGACUAGGAGAAGCAACCUCCUGGUUAUCUCAUGGCGGUAGUAAUAAACUGGUUGCUGUGAACGAAGCGACAGCCUCAGAAUGACCAACAAGUCAUUUGCCAUUCGGGAAUUCAAUGUUGAAAGAAGAUCAAUUCCUUUGGCUAUUCAGACAUAUUUUUGGCGGCAAACUAGUCAACUUCUCAAGACAAAGCUCGUGAAAAGGCAAUAUGAAUCCGCCUGUAUCGCCUUAGAGAGAGUUAUCUGUGAGAACCGUAUCCAAGAUCUUCAGCCUAGCCUUGCCAGUGCAGUCAAGAGUGUCCCAAGAUGGUACUUCGUCCACUCUUCCGUCCCUUAUGUCAUCCAGUGCUGCGCGGCCCUGCUUUCUAACCGACACCAACUUGGAUACUUUGACAGGCUUAGCAACUCAGAGAGAGAGCUUCUUUAUACGCUACAAUGGAUCUUAUACGAAGCACCUGCAAUCUGCAAUAUAGAAGACCCAGAGAAUCAACUGCACCCAAUGACCACAAUAGAACUAUUUGUAAAUCUUUUGAUUCCACACGUCUUCAAGAUCCAUGAAAAUGAUUUGACGUUCAGGCUAGAGUAUGGCCAACAGCUGUGGAAACCAUUGUGGUCUCAUAAACUGCCCCCUCUGCCCGCUUUCACACACCAUGUGAUGUACAAAGAUCCCAAUAACCCUGAUGACAUGAGUAUGACUGGGAUCAUGUAUGAUGGGAACAGGAACAGCCGUAGCUCUAACACAUACUCGCGUAAAUCAGGAGUCCCGGACGCUUUACCUUUUAGUAGCGCUACCUUCUUUGAUGUGGCCGUUCUGCGCUGCUUGUCUUCUCCGGGGUGGUGUGAGGAGGGUGUUUAUUGGGCCUUACAGUACAUCAUUGAUUACCUCAAGCGGGAAUUCGACAUUCCCGACCCUCUCCCUAAGGCGACUUCUUCUAUGAACAGAAGUGUGUCUUGUUGUGAAGAGAUAGGGGUGCAAAUACAAGUCACCAGUGAAGACCAAACAGAUGUCGUCCAUGCGGCGCCUCCUCCAGUCGAGAGCGCCGAAGUCUUGGUUGAAUGCACAGCGGCGGAGAAGAUCGACGCGACAGAGCAAGUAGUGGAAACAGCGGAUGACUUCACCGAGGACUCAAGUGACGUGAAACUCAUUGAAAAGCCUGACGAACAUCGACCCAGCGUCACUAAGUUGAGGAUAACUGUUGAUUCACCCAUAAUGCGUCGUCGUAGCUCGCCGACUGGGGAGGCCUCGGUAGAAGGAGAGAACAGUUCCUAUUACAGGAUUUCAGUGACCCCUAGUCCUGCCACAGUCGAGCUGAUCAAUGAAACUGACCAUGUCAAGUCUGACCUCGGAAACACUAACAAUGGCGCGGAUACGGAAAGCCAAAACGGCGGAAUCGAGGGGCUGGGGCUUGCUAGAUAUGAUAGCUCAGGUUCCUUAGAGCUGAGUAUUGGUUCCGGAUCCUCCAUUCAAACCGGAAGUGACGGAGAUAGAUUAACGUUCUCGUUUAGCAGUGUAAGUCAGUUGGGGAGUGGCCAGAUCGACGGUACCGACAGUAACGAAGAAUUGAUCAAAACUAAGGGGGAUCGCCUGGAACGGGUGCGUCAACUCGAGGCUCAGUCAAGCAUAAGCAGCGACACAGAUCCCCAGUCGAAACCCCACGUACAGGAGAACGAAGUCACAGAAACAGGCAGCUCUGAUGCCGAGAAAAACUUACUUUGUGACAGCAGCAUUGUCACCCAGGAAACAGCGAUCCAAAGUGUGGAAGUGUUUCAAACUGUGGAACCUUUUAUACGUGUGAGCGCUGCGAGUAUACACGACUCAAUGUUUACCAGAACCGAGCAUUACCUCGUGUUUCCGGGAGCUGCCGAUUACAUCACGACAGACGGCCGACUAAGCGUUCUCGUCAUCCUGCAAGCCGUUAAUGGCGUAUUGAAGGAGAAUCUUAGCGCUCGUGUGUGUGGCACCGCCGUGAAGGUUUUGGAGCUUCUGACAACCAUCCAUGAACGGGAGCGCUCGCGAAAGCGUUCGAGCACCGUGUCUACAUCGUUACCCCACAUCGACGACAGAACAGUCGCCGAGACCAUCGCGGUCGGCUGGAAGACGCACCAGAGCGAGACGGUCUUGGGCCGACUCAGGACAAGCUUUUAUGGAAAGACUCCGACCAUAAACAGCUUGGCAACGGGGUGUGGGAUCCGGCUGAUUAAAGCUCUUGGAUGCCCAUUAGGCUGUGGUGAGGGUUGCCAUGCCUACAGAGGCGAUCUCCUACGCGACCAGGCCAACAACUACCUGGAGUCAUUACGUAAGCAAGACGAGCGACUCUUCAAGGCCUGGUUGCUCAACUACUCGCGCAUUGAGCCUGUGGAGGAAAUAGUGGACUUUCUGCACGCGCUACUUGGGUUUUGCGAGGAUGGUGGCGGGUUUGGCGGUGACGAAGAGGGGUUUUGCAUGAUGCCGGCAGAGGAGGAGGUCAAGAAGAAGCCAGAAAAGCCGAAUUUGUUCGCGAAUAAAGAAGGCGUCGAGUCUAUUGUGGUGGACGUCCUCCUGAAACCGUUGACCAGUAGAGUGGCAGAGAUGAAGCUCAACGAUCUAGAUAAUUUGACUUUUUAUGGUGAGCUUCGGCAGUUGCUACGAUACAUCAAAGAAAACUACGGUGGGGCAUUCUGGAAGGUCGCCAUGAGUGGACUGUUGGAGUGUGCUUUCAAAGGGAAACCAGUAGAAACAGCAGAAGUGAUCCAGCCUACUCCUGCAGUAACCGUGACCUCUAAAGAGCCAGUGGUGGCGACGUGCAAAGCCGUCAAGAAAGAGAUGAGCAUUCGAGAGAAGAUGACGCCCAAGGCGACCAGACGCAAGUUCUUCAAAGGCCAGAAAACCAAACACGAGGAGAGCGACAUAGACUUGAGGUCAAUACACUCUGCGACGUCUUUUAGCAGCUGUAAAGUCACUGCUGAUGGCACUGCAGUCAAGGACACCCUUUCACCGAGAUCUAAGAGAAAGAAUUUCAGCCUGAGCGCAUGGCGGCGUAAGGGGGCCAUCGGCCAGACAUACGACAGCGACGACGAGGACGACCCUAACGAUCCUAACAGCCAAGCCAUGAGUCUGAAAAGAAAACUGUUCAAGGAAAAAAGCCGAAAACGCAUCGAAGAGGUGUUCCCUUCAGCCGUGAAAAACUCACGCAAGAAACUCUGCACAUCGUCCUCUUCGUCUUUACAGGAGUCGCCGACUAUUGACAUAGUGGUACAGGAGUAUCAGCGCAAGCCUGUGGAUAUCACAGCUCUGAGGGAAGGACUCAUCCGCCUACGCUUCCUCAUGAAGGGUACUCAGCCUGGCGCAGUUCCUGACCCACAAAUCGUCGCUGCUAUGCUAGACCUGGAAGCGCCAGUGGUGGCCCGUGCUGCACUUCUCCUGGAGUGCGCGUACUUCGUUCAUCGCUGUAAUCGCGGCGAGUGGCCGAUGUGGCUGCGCGCAAACCAGUCAGGAUUCGCACAGAAACGCGCCAAAACCUUCUCACUCACUACCCCUAAGCGUAACCUUGAAGCCAUGCACGAGGCGGGGGUCCUGUUCCAUAAAUGGGGAGUGGCCCUGGGUCAGAAACUCGAGAUGGUGCUGAAGAAGAGAAAAAAUACGGCGCCGAAUCUGCAGGAAGAGGAGAGAAGAAGCAACACGAGGCUGGAUCUGUUGGAAGAAGAAGUGGAUGAGGAUUUCAUGGACGAAGGCACAUUGAGCGAGGCAAGUCGAGAGUGUCCUUACGCGUUAAAAAUGGCCGCGUGCCAGUUGUUGAUCGAGAUCACCGCGUUUUUGCGGGAGAGCCACGGAAUGUACCAGAUCCGACGCGACAGCAGACAAAUGGCGGGGCGAGGUAGUAGGGGAAAGAGCCUGAUUGGCGCAGAAAAACGAAGGUCUACUCAUUUCUCGGACCAGCCGCAUAACCGGCUCAGCGGAUUGUUUGGCGGAGGGGAGCGAAUCCGCAAGCAGAGCGCAAUAAGCCAGGGUUCUGUCCCGUCCGACUUUAGCAGCUCUUUGAGCCCGGGACGAUCCAGCCCUCAUGAGCCCCCGGUAAUCAUGGUACAAGACCAGGAAGGGCGUGCCGCGGACGACUCCAUGCUGCUUGUUAGGCGCGCCUCUGAUGCCGGCAGGGUGCGGAAGCUGUCCGACUGCGGGAUAGGCAUGACAACCGAUCCCCUCCUCUCCCCCAAGAGGAGCAGUCUGUACCUGCCCAAGACCAGUGUGGGGAACGCCAGUCCCAGGCUACCCAGCAGACAGCCGAGGCACGGUACUACCGGCGACAAGCGACGAACAGCAAGCACGCGUAAACGGCCGAGUGGGCCUGGGAUGAGUGGAGAUUUCGGCGGCUCGGAUGACGAAUCAGAAGACGAGGAAACGAAUCGCUUCCCAUGGCUCACCGCGGUCAUCUUGUUAAAUAGCUCUACGUCAUAUUUGUGCGACCAUCAAUCCAGGUGUCCGCCUAACUGCCACCAGCGCCAAAAGCGAGUCUGCUCCCGGCUUGUCAAGGCUUUAGAACACGUGUAUACCGGACAGGCGGACAAGUCGGACGCUAACAAGACACGCGGCUUAGAGAAGUCCCGUAGUAAACCGGGGUUCAAUCUGGCUAGCAUGCAUAUGGGUUCUCCUCAGCACGGCGCGGGCUCGGGAGAUACACACGGCAAGAAGGACAAGGAUGACAAUAACAUGCUUGACUUUAUUAAACACAAGCUUUGCGGCUUGACGCAUUGUGCGUUCUCCCUCAUUGCCAAGGCUGGCACAGUCAUAGAGCAGGAGCUCCUGGAGGAGACACUACCAGUGGCCUGGGAACUACUCCUAGACGAGGACCAACAACUUGUCUCUGCCGCCGCUGCCGUGUUUCUGCUCUCCGGUAUCCGUUUGCGCAGUAAAGUGGAGGAAAUGCUAUACAAGGAGCUCACAUGCAGUGAUGCGGAUGAUCGAGUCAACUCGUUGCUAAGGUAUGAGGUGCUGUGGCAGUCCAGGUUCCACGCGUGGCCUCGCCUCGAGGAACGAGCAAGCUUUGUGCUGAAGGUCCCACCACCUCGAGUUGACUUCACCUUACCCUCCCCUCCCCUGGGAAUCCAGACCCAACACGUGCCUGACUGUCCGUGGGAUCCCUUACUCAUGCUGGAAGAGCAGCCUGGGAACAGGAAGACGAAGAGCAAAGGCAACAAGAAAGUGAAGGAGGCGGAGGAAGCGGAAGCCAAGAGGAUACUUCGUGCCCAGUUCCCCCUUAGGACUGUGCCCGUGUCUAUAGAGGCGACCAUGGGGUCUGGGGAGGAGGAGAAAACAGGGCGUAGGCAGAGGCGCAAAAGUACCCACGCUAACUGGGAGCUGAAUGUCUUUCCGCGCAUGCUCGAGGAUAUGACCGCUGACGGCGAGUCUCAUCAGGUAAAUGCGGACAUGUGGCCAGCGGCUUUCUCUUCAGCCGUUCCACACAUCAUACGACUGUUGGACGAUGUUCUCGUAGAUACCAACAAAACCGCAGUGAUGACCGUUGCUUACCGACUGGUGUGGAACUCUCUGAUUGAGGAUCCCGUCCUUUUCUUCCGUACCAUCCUGGAGGAAGUCACCAAGAAGGACAAGCAGGAGAGUCACAUUUGCCUGAUAAAGAAGCUCUUUAUGUACAUUGAUCAACUGCCACCGGCAUCGGCGAGGUUUCUUCUCAAUAAUCUGGUUGGUGUCGCCAUGUAUUACGCUCGAACCAACAAGCCUGGUGCCCAGGACUCUGUGGCGCUCGUCUUGUCCUUGACGUGGGAGCUUGUACCGAGCGUCAAAGGCCUGUUCUUGAAAGACAUCAAGCAAUGCCUGAAAAAGGAACAUUGCGACGCUGCCAUGCUGAUCUUUGCAAAUGUCCCUGGUGCAAAGAAACUCGCCGUCACGUGCUGCAACACAGAAUCCAUGUCCGAGAAGAUCCCGGUCAACGAGGAAAUGACGUUCAGUAAAGUGAUCUCUUACCUUCGCACGCGCUUCAACCUGAACGAGCGGGACUUGUGGCUUAUCGACACUAAGUCAAAGCAAUUACUGGAAGAGCGUGACUAUGUGCGUGACGUGUUUGCGCACCGAAAAGGUUUCCCCAGUCCCCAGCUCAGCUUGGAGCACGUGGACCCGGAAUCCGCAUUCCUAUUACGGCAGGCUCAGGCGUUUACUUCUAAACUUGCGGACACUGGGCGGAUCGCAAUGUGCCUCGCCAUUCUCAAGGCCGUUCCCAACCAGAAACACUCCUCCUUUCUGCAUGGCGAGUUCAGCCGACAGACCUCGUUCCCGCGAAAAGCUCUGGAUAGUGAUUUCGCUCUGUACAGUGGUGGAGUGAAGGGCAAGGAGCUGUUUGGUAUGGACGUGAUUCACAAAAUCUAUUGGGUCAAGCUUGUGGCCGCGUUGUUUCAGUACACACCUAGCGACUUCCCAUGGGGUCCCGCGGACCUGAAUUUAUUCAUCAACGUGAUCAAUGGUGCAAUUCUCCUUCACUGUGAGGACGCGGCUAUGAUUCGUCUUGGCAUCGCUUCACUGAUCAACAUUGCAAUUCACUUUUCACAUAUCUUUGCCGGCGACGGAUUCCAUUUCGUGUUUCCAUCCCUGCUUCAAGUCUACGCUCAUCACCAGGGAAACGACAUGGUGACGCGAGCUAUUGAGUUCGCAUUGAGUCAAUUCUACGCACUUCACCAAAAGCCGUGUCUGCUUCAGCUGUUCGCGAGUGUUGCGCCGAUUCUUCUAUUGGAGACGCGACUCGAAGAUGCUACCGAACUCGAGCCAGAUGAUCCUACAGCCCUGGUCCCCCCGAAGUGUCUGUACACAUUGCUGGCCUCACUGGACAAGAACGUCCCGGAUGAACUAGAUAUUCUUGAAUUGGUCCACGCCGACAAGCCACUCAAAGCGAUGGACUCGUGUUACGGGAACGAAAUCGACGCACCCGGGGAGAGUAAAGUAGAUAUUGCGUUACGACUUUGCGUGACAGUAGUGGACUUUGCCCCCGAGUCCAAACGCGCGACACAAAUGAUGGUCGUGUUGUCUGCUAUCUUGCCGUAUUAUCUCGAGUCCCUGUCGGAAGAGAGCGAAAAUGGUGACAUGGAGGCGACCAAGAAAGAAGCGGCAGCCAUCAGCGCGCUCUGCACCUCCAUCAACGUGUUGAUCAAGAGUUCGGACGUCCUGACCAGGUCAUUCGUGCAUUUUCAAAGUUUCAAGUCCAUGACGGAUCGGUCUGAGCGCCAGGCGGGUCACAGUCAGUGGGGUUCCACCACGUCACUCAACAUCAGUCGCGGCAGCGUCAGCAGCUAUGACGUGGCGCAUGGAGAAGACGACGACGACGGGGAUGGGCUGCACCGCGAACGCCCGCUGCUUGAGCGACUGCGGGCUCAGGAGGCGAAAAAUGAAGUGAUGGAGGCGCUGGAACAGUACCGUAAGCCGCGUAAUGCACUUCUCGUACUGGUAGCCGAUUAUGUGAGUAUCUGCACACGACGAGUGGAGGAGAUCCGCAAAGUGCUUCCCACCAGACAGGCCUUGCCGGACUUACUGGACGAUAUCAGUAUUAUCCUGUUAGCAGAGAUCAUGUAUUCGCUUAUGAAACUGGCGGUGUAUGAUCCCAUCACAAUGAACAGUCCUGGGGUACAAAGGUACAUGCUGCAAGCGUUACCUUUAAUUGACUGGUCGCCAGAUGCAGUUGAGCCCGCGGUAAAUCUUGUCCUCAAGCGUCUCAGUAAGAUCUUCAACAAGCUCAUCCAUAAGCCAGACCUUGUGCGAAACAUCGAGUGGAAAUCGCUAGAGUCAUACGUUAGAGGUAUCUACCUGGUUCUCUGUCGACAGAAGUUUAUCGCUAAAUCGCAGUACCUUAAGGCGCUUGUCACCACAUGCAUGAGCUUCGUUCUCGAGGAGCGCCCAACCAUCACCAUCUCUCUCACCGCCUUCCUACCAAUGGCGCCCAUAUGCGCUCCUCCCCAGUACUUCUCCGACACCAUCAUCAAACUCGCUUCCCGUCUGAUGCACGCGCUCAACAAUGACUUCACGCUGAAGGAGCUGUGCGGUGGAACCACCAAUUUCGGUAGUCCACUCAGGACGGAGAAGAUGUUUUUGAGAGUGUUGCUACCCAUCUGCAUACGUCUGGGAUCCGGAAGAGCAGAUGCGCCGAAGGCCUCCCCCGAUGAUGUAGCGUUCGCGCUCAAGUGCUUCCUCCGAGUGAUCACCACUAAGAAUGGCGAGUACCAAGGCGCCCCGACCACACGCCUGUCAAUCAUGCUAGAGGAGGAGUCUGACGGGCCGCGCCAGCUCGCGUUCGAUGACCCUUUCCUGACGGGCGGCUCCAAGGAUGAUAUUCCGGACAGUCUAUACCAGGCCGCAUACUUAGGGAUGAAGCUUCUCAUUGUAUGUUUUGAGGAUCAGCUCGCGACAGAAUGGCAUUUGAUUUUUAGCGCUAUCGACAAAGUCGUCGACAACGAGAUGUGUGGGCUUGCUUUCUGGGACUUCAUAGACUUCGCCAUUUCUCAUCGCUCGCCGCUUUAUCUUAUGCUUCUACCCUUGAUUCAAAUCAAGGCUUCGGUGAUCAAACAUCACACUCACGCCGAACGCACUCACAAACUACAAGUGAUCGAGAACCUAGCCAGACCUCAUCACGCGGCGCGCUGCAAGAACGCUAUCAUCCAAAAAUUCAUGGACGAGCUUACAGCCAUCAAAAGCAGACGCGCAGCUAAAGACGAAGAUGAGGACCUGAAUGAUGACGAUGACAUGAUGAUGCUCAACUCACCACCACAGCCACGCAGCAGUGUGAAGAGUGAGAGUGAAGUGGAGGUGGUAGAGGGCGAGGAUACCGGUGCGCAGCCCAAGCAACCCAAGAAGAUGGUCACCUUCUCCCCUCACACAAGCUUCGACGAAAGUUCAAUCCCACCAAAGUCACCGACAGGUUCUGAGGCUAGCUGGACCAGUCAGGACCGCAGAAAGAAGUGGCUGCAACAUAAGCAACCCACUGUGGAGUUCAGCCCGGACAGCAGUCCAUUCAGCCACCAGAGGGGCACAGCCUUGAAGAAGUCGGCCGUCCGGAGGGGUUCGGGUCGGUCCAAGACCCUUCCUGCCGGGUCCCUGUCGUUUGACGAGAUGGGCGUGGUCAGGGAAUCCCCGGACGAGGCCGAAAUGGCGAAGAGUUUAUCAUUACCGGACAACCUGGACAGCACUGAGACACUGGACGAAGAGAACCUUGGGAAUGUUGUUUCCAUCGAAACAGGUCAGGACCCUAGUAACAAGGAAAUCGUGGAGGACGAAAAUGCAUUGUGUACUGAGAUUGCAGAAGAAAGCAUCAGCAUUCAUGUUACUACAGAAGUCCAGGAAGCCCUUAAAAACCAGGUUACCACGGUAUCAGACCAACAACACAAGGACAACGCUGAUAUGGAAUCUGACCCGAAUCAAAAUAAGCCAAAUGUUGAGAGUGAUUUGGGAAUUUCCGUACAGGAGCAAAGGAAUGUUGACAAACCGGAAUUGGAUGCCAAGAAAGAAGACACCAGUCUCACUGAAAACGAAACUGAAUCCAAGCCCGCUUUUCGAAUCAACGAUAAUCUCCAGUUCGUAAUAGAAAUUUCAGAGAACGUAGAUAACCGAACAGUACAAAGGGAGGAAAAGUGUCUACUGGACACUGGAACGAUACGGACGGACCCGGAGUCAAUCCUGGACCAUUUGAAGGAGACGAUCAUCGAUGAUAACGAUGACGAUGAUUAUGAUGAGCCUCUCAAAGAUACAGAGCAGGAUAUAUUUUCGUCCGGUUCUAGUCCGGUCAAGUCCGGACUCGAAGAAUCGGACGAGGAGUUUCUUGACGCGAUGUCCGAGUGGCCAAAAGAGGUGGCGUCCGUGCUGGCGAGACUAGACUCACGUGACCAUGACUAUGAGGACUGGGAUGAGGAGGAAGCCGCAGCAGCUGUCAAUCAAGAUGACGUCAUCAUCCCGUUGUCGCCUCCCGCUGCAUCUAGGGAAGCCAAGAUGAAGCUUGACGGUAUAACGACUUACUCGCCCUCCCCUCCCCGUCAUGAAUCUUUCCUGCCCCUGGAAUCUAAAUCCUUAACCAAUUACAACGCCAGCCGGGAGUCCUGUGGUGCGUAUCGAGAUUCAGGUGUGGAUGUUCAGGAGAAUGAGAACUCGCCCACGCACAAACCCUACCGGAAUGGACCCCAGGAUGGACCGAGUCCGGACAGUUUCCCUAACGGACAAGCUGGUAACCGAGACAUAACCGGUUUGGUUCCAAACGGUCCCGUCACUACUGCUCGUUGCGACUCCUCGCCGGACAUUUUAGAGUCGAUUAAACCCUCGCCUCCCGUCCAACCGUCCUCCUCCGUGCACUCAGCCAAGCGGUCAGUACCGUCUUACGUCAUCAAUAUUACCGGUCCUUUCACCGAACGCGUGGCAAAUAAGGGCCAGGGGAGGACUAAGUUAUGGCAUCGGCUGUACGCAGAGACUAAUCACCAUGGUAACAUGGUGCCUCUUGCGUCAGAAGAGGACAUCUCGGCGGAGCUUGCUGUCGACUUUAGUAGCGCGGCUUACGUGGACAACUCGCGAGAAACAAACGUGUAGCGCGCACAGCUCGCGGGAAGAGAAAUUUGUUAAGUGUUCAACUCGUGAUAGAUUAAAAUUAUACGGAAAACUUUCGAGGGAGGAACGUGUAGGGUGUACAACUCGCGAGAAAGACAUAUGUAAAGUGUAAAUUCAGGAGAGAAAAACACGUUGAAGGCAACCUUGCGAGAUACGAGCGCAUUUGAAGCUAUCAGACCUCGCUGGAAUUGGUUAUAGAUAUCCUAAUUAACUUAUGUAACUUUUGCUUGAAAUAUAGCUUAUCAGAUUUACUUACUUUCCGGAGAAUACCGGUCUUUAAUAGUAACUAAUUUGGCCAUUUCUUCUAAACAGAUAAAAUAGUUUGUAGCGUGCCAGCGACGCCCUUGUAUAUAAAUACCGUAAAUAUCUCAUUUUAGGCUAGAGAAAAUUAUUCUAGUAAAUGUAUCAAAGUAUAUAGAAAUUAAGAAAAAAACGCGUAUUAAAGGUUUAUAUUCCCGCUA